UUACCCACAAUGACCAAAUACAUCACCCACCUUGAUGUGUCCCUUGAUUCUGAUGAUGAGCAAAAGCUCCAGGCCCAAGGCUACAAGAAAAUCAAUGUUGAUCUGAACAAAGGGGUAGGAGGAAAGUACAUCUAUAUUUGGUACAAAUACGGCUCAACCGCAAUCACCAGGAUUCAACUUACAUUCAAUGAUGAAAUGGCUGUUGGAUUGAUCAAUGCAGGCUACACAAAGGUCGCUAAAGACCUCAAUGAUGGAGCACAUGGUAGUGUCAUCUACCUGUGGUACUUCAGAGGGGUAAAUAGAGAGUUCCAUACUCCCAUAGUGGAAAUUGAUGUCACUACAGAUGCAGGAAGUGAAGGCAUGAAGCUUCGCCAGGGGUGGGAGAGACUGGCCUGUGAUGUGAACCGUGGUGCUAGAGGGGACUGGAUCCACAUCUGGGUGAAGAGAGAGAAACAAACAUACAUCUGUGAUGUCACUGCCACUGAUUCCUCCGGCUCAGACUCCGACCUCUUUAGGCAGGGGUACAUCCGUGUGGAUGAAGAUACUAAUAGGGGUGCAGGAGGAGCCUAUGUCUUCAUCUGGUACCGUCAGACCACCAACUGCAAGGGUGCACUCACUGAUCUGAAUGUCUCCACCAAUGAAACCGAGCGUCAGGCCCUUCAGCAGCAGAAUUACAUUCCAGUGAAUGUGAACCUCAACGAAGGAACCUGUGAUAACCUGAUAUACCUGUGGUACAGGAAGGAUGGAGUCAACAAUCCCAUUAAGGCCAUCACCCUGCUUCUCAACAUGGCUGCUGUUGAAGUGUAUAAGAAGGCUGGUGCCAAUGUUAUUCAACGAAAUCUCAAUGCAGGGAAUAAUGGCAGCACUGAGUACGUGUCUUACUAUCAGUGAAAGCCUGAGAAAGAGUUCUUCAUGUUAACAGAGCUGAGAAUCAUCAGCACAAGUGCAAAGCUCAGUCCAACAAUGCUGUUAAAUGAUUUUGAUGAUUGUUUCUAACCCUUUUCUCUCUUUUCAUACAGUAUAUGAGACAAUGUGAUUAAUGAUAUUACAGUAGACUCCUGGUUAUAUCAGAGAGUAUCAAUGGUAUAUGGGUCGUACUGUCAAACUUUCAAAAUAUGUUUUUCAACAAUGUUAAUCGAUCGUUGUACGAUGCAUAUUACGCCUCUGUAUCACUUUAUUCUGCACAUUUCCUUCUUUUUUAAUA
Messenger RNA from Morone saxatilis (striped sea-bass), 1204 nucleotides. RefSeq lists its product as uncharacterized. NCBI's taxonomy places the organism in Eukaryota, Metazoa, Chordata, Actinopteri, Moronidae. The record is from RefSeq and is a predicted model, not a curated record.